GUGGUGGCUCAGAUUCCGUUUCACAGUCAUCACUCAUACUUAAGCUCCUAGCGAAGCUCAUCGUUACGUUUCAACGUUGAAGGCAGAUGAAUUUAACAGUAAUUGGGAGUGGACUAGUCGGUACGAUAACAGCGGCUACAAUUUCUAGUAAAACGGGUUACAAUGUAUUUGUAUUUGAUAGAGAUAUUGUUCGUAUCAGGUACUGGAACUCAAAGAAUUUUCCGAUAUUUGAACCUCAACUGGAUAGCCUUAUAGAUAGUUGUCAUAGUCUUACUUUCACUACCGACAUCGAUUCUAUACGAAAUGCUGAUAUUGUUGUAUUAGCUGUCGAUACGCCCAUCGAACAAUCAACGCAGUCUAUUAGCUUGAGAAACCUCAAAGACGCAUGUAUGCUCAUAGCGCAAAACUCAAACACAGACAAAAUAAUAGUGGAGAAAUCAACAGUACCGGUGAAUACUGCGUACACAAUUAAAGAGCUCCUUUCAAGUAACACAAGGUGUAAAUUUCAAGUUCUCUCUAAUCCCGAAUUCCUGUCACAGGGUACUGCAGUGGUCGAUUGUCUCUACCCUGACAGAAUUCUUAUUGGAUGUGACAACACGGAGAAGGGUCUCCAAGCACAAAAAAUUCUAGCUGAUAUUUAUGCCUGCUGGGUACCUCGGGACAAAAUUUUGACACAGCGGUUGUGGUCUGCAGAGCUUUCAAAAUUGGCUUCAAAUGCUUUUCUAGCACAGCGAAUAUCUUCUUUAAACUCUCUCAGCGCCGUUUGCGAAGCGACUGGAGCCAACAUUGAGGAAGUAUCAGAAUCAAUUGGUAGCGAUAAGCGAAUAGGAUUACACUAUUUGCGACCGUCUUUAGGUUUUGGAGGCUCUUGUUUUGAGAAAGAUCUUCUAAAUUUGGUAUACCUCUGUCGAUCAUGCAAUAUCCCAGAAGUUGCUAAUUAUUGGAUGCAAGUUAUUGAAAUGAACAACUAUCAAAUCAAUAGAUUCUCAAAACGCGUUAUAGAAACUCUCAAGUGUUAUGAAACUCCAAAAGUUUCCGUGUUAGGACUUGCAUAUAAAAAAGACACGGGUGAUACCCGGAUGAGUCCCUCUAUAAAAGUAAUUAAAGAAGUUCUCGAAACGAACUCAAUCAAAGCUUCAGUGACUGUCUAUGAUCCAAAAGUUACGCCCAUACAGAUAACGAAUGAACUUGAUGAUAAGGUCACUGUCGCUCACUCCAUCAUAGAAGCAACAAAGGGUGCCCAUAUGAUCCUAAUACUUACGAAUUGGGAUGAAUUUUAUACCACAUUAAAAUGGAUAGACGUAUACCAGGAAAUGGAAAAGCCUGCGUGGAUAUUUAACGGACAUCUAGGUUUAAAGAUUGAAGAACUACGAGAUAUAGGAUUUAAUGUCUAUCAAAUAGGUUAUUAAUUUACAGAUGCUACAUUACUUGUCGUCAUUGAUAAGCCAAUCAGUCUUGUUUUUAUACCUUUUAGCAGCCUUUUGCUCUUUAUACAAUUUCAGUUGCUCCUUUGUGAGCUUUUGCUUAACACUAUCCUUACCAAGUUGUUCGAUUUUCGCUUUCUUGUUAAAGUGAUCCUCGUUUCUUUGUCUCUCGAAGGCAUCAACAUCAAAAAAUGCAGCUUGCUGUCUCCGUGAUUUGUUAAUAGCUGAAACAUGCUCUGGUGUCUGCCAACUUUUACUGUUAAAUUGACCAGUACGAGUGUUGAACUUUGCUUGAACGUAUCCAUGGGGGUCUUUACUAGAUGAUGGUAAUAAAUGGGCUAGAUCCGGAUCAAUAGCGUCAUCUUCUUCUUGAUAGAACUGUCUUUUGUUGGAUGAUUUGUCUUCUUCUUUUUGUAUAUUAGAGAAUGGGUUAUCCCAGGUUGUAACGCCCGUAGUUUGAUUGUAAUAGUAAUAACGCUGUGAUUGUGGUUCAAAUAUCGCUGACCAGCCAUUGUUGCCUUGUAAAACUUGUGGUUGAGCAGCUUGUGCAGAUGACUGAGGAGGUUCUUCGCCUUCAGGGAGCGGUGGUUCUUCUUCUUCCGGUAGUGGUGGCUGCUCGUCUGGUAAAGGUGGUGCAUCUUCAUCUGGUAAAGGAGGAGCGUCUUCUUGAGUGUUUUUAUCAUUAUCUAACUUAUUCUGCUCAUUAGCUGACAUUUUUUAUUUCAGCUUUCUUAUCUAAAUAUAAACUUCUUGGUG
Molecule: messenger RNA, 2180 nt
Organism: Wallemia mellicola CBS 633.66
Lineage: Eukaryota; Fungi; Basidiomycota; Wallemiomycetes; Wallemiales; Wallemiaceae
Product: nucleotide sugar dehydrogenase
Exons: 10
Coding region: 87-1409 (440 amino acids)
Biological process (GO): glycosaminoglycan biosynthetic process; polysaccharide biosynthetic process
Cellular component (GO): cytosol; nucleus
Molecular function (GO): UDP-glucose 6-dehydrogenase activity; NAD binding
Source: RefSeq, a predicted model, not a curated record